AUGACUAAGAUGGAUGUUGAUGGCACUACGGGAAUUCACUUUGAAGAAGAUAUAAUCACGGAAAUCCUCAGUAGGUUACCUGUCAAGUCUCUUUUUCGAUUCAAAUGCGUUAUAAGGUCUUGGAUGACAUUGAUCUCCAAACCUUACUUUGUGAAGAAGCAUCACAAUCAUUCCAAGAAUAACCAAAAUUCCCAAAAAAAUUGUCUUCUUACCGAAAAACUUUCAUCCUUCUACCAGUAUGAUCCUUCUUUGGCAUUAGCUUCUUUAUCGUCAGUUCAACUGGUUGAGGACGUACAACAAGUUGAUUGGCCUUUUACCGGUAACGUAAAGAGUUGCAAAAUGUAUUGUUAUGAUGGCUUGGCUCUUAUGGGGGUUAGUAAAUAUAAUUAUUUUCUUAACAUGAGACUUUGGCUAUGGAAUCCCUCCACAAGAGAAUCAAUAGUACUUCCUCGUACAAGAUUUUCACAUGGAAUAGAUUUUACUUGCGGAUUGGGAUAUGAUUCAACUAGUAAUGACUAUAAAAUCUUUAAGCUAAAUGGUGACAGAUCACACAAUGAAAUUCUCGCGCUGAAAAGUGGUUCCUGGAGAAAAAUUGAUAAACAUACUGCUGGCAUUUAUCCCGUCUGGCGGUCUACUAUGGACUCUCCGGCAUUUCUACAUGAUGCAUUUCAUUGGGUUUGCUCACUGAAGAAGUCUGUGGUUUCAUUUAAUAUUUCAAAUGAGGUGUACGCAGAAUUACCGAUGCCAGAUGUAAGGUUCGUGAUUUCCCGACAGUAA
Molecule: messenger RNA, 777 nt
Organism: Solanum stenotomum
Lineage: Eukaryota; Viridiplantae; Streptophyta; Magnoliopsida; Solanales; Solanaceae
Product: putative F-box protein At3g16210
Exons: 1
Coding region: 1-777 (258 amino acids)
Molecular function (GO): protein binding
Source: RefSeq, a predicted model, not a curated record